AUGAACACUUUGAUACCGUCCUUUUUGAACCUGGAGCUGCUGCUCUUUGUAGUGGCAUCUGCAAAGUUAUUCACUGAACCCCAGGAGGGCAGCCUUGCUGGAGGAACAUGGAUCACCCUGACAUUGGAUGGUCUGACAUCUCCCCAGUUACAGUUCAUGUACUCCACCAAUGGGUCUUUGCUGGAAGUGUCCCUAGUGAAUCCCAUUCUGCCUCCAGUACGGUGUGAUGUCCAUCCUGUAUAUUUCGAUGUAUCCAUCAUCAGAUGCAAAACGAGGUCCUCGCAGCAGGAGGGGCUGUACCAGCUGGAGGUGAUUGCCAAUGGGCAGGUGAUAAGCAACCUGGGUGGGAUGCCUUGUGACAACUGCACUUUCAAGUUUUCUAUUGCACAGACACCUGUGGUUUACCAAAUUAAUCCACCAUCUGGAGUCCCAGGAAACGUAAUACAAGUCUGCGGGCAGAUCAUUGCUGGAAGAUAUGAAACCAUUGACUUUAAUGUUGACUAUAUUGAUGGCCCUGUUAUCCUCGAGGCGGAAGGAGAUGGAUGGAUCAGCCUCUGUUCUUUUGCCAACAAGCAAACGAGAAGCAUCUAUCCCAUUCAGAUGGAUCAUGGAACAGGGACCUUACAGUGCCGUGUAGAAGGCAGCUAUAUUGGUUCGCAGAACAUUAGCUUUUCAGUGUUUAACAAAGGAAAGUCGAUGGUACACAAGGAUGCUUGGCUCAUCAGUGCCAAACAGGAGCUUUUCUUGUAUCAGACAUUCUCAGAGAUAGCAUCUGUGUUUCCAGUCUCGGGAAGCCUAGGAGGAGGAAGUGACCUCACGAUCACAGGAGACUUCUUUGACCAGCCCGUGCAGGUCACAGUUGCAGGUGUUCCCUGUGAAAUCAAGCACUGUUCUCCCCGGAAGAUUAGCUGCACUACUGGACCCAUUGAUGAAACCAGAAGACUUGUUGCACCCCAAGCAGGAAACAGAGGGCUUCUCUUUGAAGUCUGGGAUGAUGCAGCAGGCACUGAUCUAACUGAAACAGCCCCUGGAUAUAGAUGGCAGAUUGUUCCUAAUGCCAGCUCUCCAGAAAGAUUUCUCUCUCAGGCACAGCAGUCAUUCAGCUCACGACUACGUGGAUUCUUUGUGGCACCACAGACAAAUAAUUACACCUUCUGGAUUCAGGCAGAUGGCAGGGCUUCCUUGCACCUAAGCCUUUCAGAAGACCCAGGAAAAAAGGUGAAAGUUGCCUUUAUUCCUGCUGGUGCUUCUGAAUGGUCUGAGCACUGGGAGAAGAACUGGAGCAAGAGUUGGCAGCCAAAAUCCCAGAAAUUUGAGCUGAUGCGUGGCUCAAAGUACUACCUGGAAGCGCUGCAUCAUGGGAAGGCACCAAGCAGUGGGAUGCGAGUUGGGGUUCAGCUGCACAACACCUGGCUAAACCCUGAUGUGGUGAAUACCUAUCGCAGAGAGAGGCACGAAAUCCGGGCCAGUGCCCACCGGCUUCCGGAGAUACAGAUGCUGACUUUAUCCGGCACAGGAUGGUUCCGUAUUUCCUGGGACAAUGUAUCCAGCAACAUGAUGGCAACAAAUGCUACAGCUGAUCAGGUCCAAACAGUGAUCGAGGAGCUUCUUUCAGUAAAAUGUGAAACUGAGCCACUGUCUGCUAAAUUCCUUCUCCGGAAUGGAUUUGAGGAAGGCCAGAGAGACUCUGCCACUGAGGGACAUGUUGCCAGCUGGACAGAACCCUUUUGUGGAAGGUUCAGUAUUCACAGGCCAAAACAUCUUGUAAAAAUGUCUCCAUCUACUUUACCAAGAUACAACCUCACUGAGUACACACAUGUGUGCUUUGCAUAUAAAGGUUACGUGAGCGAUACCCUUUAUGUUUCGGUGUCCUAUAUCAACACCUUUCUAAAUACAGUGAAGAAGAAUCUUACUUGCCUGUGGAGUCUGAAUGAGACCAGCCCAGAAAGCUGGAAGUUCACGUGUGCUGAUCUCUGGAGGGGCUGUGUGAAUGGCUCUGAAUCCCUCCGGGACCUUGAAGCCAACUCACCGGUGUUUGUGCAUCAGAUCGACAUGCUGAUCCCUGAGAGAGAGGAGGAGACAUCUAGCUGGUUUUACCUUGAUGAAAUUAUCAUCUCAGAUAGAAACGUAGCUGUUUUUCAAAGAGAUCCCAGACCAGCUCGUCCGGGUGGAAAUGUUAUCCAAGAAGUGUCUGUGGUGGGGUCUCCCUCAACCUACAACGUGUCCUUUCUGGUGGCUGGCUGUGGCAGCAAUCUCCCUCUUCUGUCACCGAGCAGGGGAGCUUUGCCCUCGGAGGGCUCAGAAGAGGAUCACCUGGCUGUGUCCACGGAAGGUGCAAAUGUCAGUCUGACAGUUCAGAGACUGCAAGCUGCAUCUCCACCCAUUGGCGGGACUUUCCGGAUCCUGCUGCCCAAUACAGUGAUAUCAGGUGUCCCGGUGCACGUCUCCUCCCAUCACCUCCGUGAGCUCCUGCAAAGCAACUCUGAUAACUCCACAGGCCAGUACCUCAACGCCAGUGAUUUCACUGUGACCAAGGACGUGAGCACUUGUAACCAAAAUGUAUGGACACUGACCUGGAACUCCAUGACUGGUGACUUGCCCAUUGUUAUUGAUGUCUCUGCUGAAAACCUCACAGGACUUAACCCAACCAUUGCAGCUCGUGUGGUUUAUGAUGGCGGUGUAUUUAUUGGACCAAUAUUUGGGGACAUGCUAGCUACCGCCAAUAACCACACGCAGGUGGUGGUGGUGGUGAAUGAUGUUCCAGCUAACUGCUCUGGUUCAUGUCCCUUUCAGUAUUCUCAGGAAGCAACCCCUUUAGUCAGCCAUGUGGAGUAUUCACUAGCUGAUGGACUCCACACCAGAGUUUAUAUCACAGGGUCUGGCUUUGCUGAGGACAGCCAAGCACUGCAGAUAAAGGUGAACCACACAACCUGCCAAGUCACGACUUCAAAUCAAACGGCUAUAGUUUGCUGGAUGAACGUGUUACCAAUGGGACUGUACCAGGUUACAUUACUGGUGAGACCUUAUGGCUUUGCUCGCAAUGCCAGCAAAGGACGAGGCAUCUACCUGAGAGUUAAGCCCAGGCUGGAAGCUAUUGAACCUCCAACAGCUUCCGAGAUUGGAGGGUGCUCAGUGAUCCUCCGAGGGACUGGUUUUGACGGGAUAAGCGAGGUGUUGUUUGGAUCUCACUCUUGUCCAAUUAAUACCAACACCAGCAACGCAGUGAGGAUUGAAUGUGAAGUUCCCUCUCGGGGGGAUGAAGAAUAUGCUGUCCCUGUGACACUAACCACUGGGUCCCAGUCUGCCACGUUCACUGAGGUGUUUAAGUACGAUCCUUCUUUAAAUCCAGCUGUUGUAUCACUGAGCAGAAACAGAAGCAGCACAGCAGGGCCCCAGUCACUCCAGAUUGGAAUAUCUUCAUUCGCAAAUUGUACUGGCCUGGAUGUACAGGUGAAAAUUGAGGACACUGUGGCACAGAUCCAAGCACGAACAGCCUAUGGCGUCGAUGUAGUACUGCCUGCAAUGGCAGAUGGAUGGUACAACCUUUCGGUCAUCAUCAAUGGCAUUGCAAUCGGCUCACAUGGAGUUGAUCCGUUCAUCCAGUACAACACUGAAAUCCUCAGCAUAGAGCCCUGCUGUGGCUCCGUUCUGGGUGGAACAAUCCUCACAAUCUCUGGAAAAGGCUUUAGCCAAAACCCUACCCUGGUUUCAGUCUUUAUAGGCACGCAAACCUGUGAUGUUACCCGCUUGGUGGAAGAAACAAUAUGGUGCCAGACCCCACCGGCUGCUGACUUCUCUAAUAUAGAGUCCCAGGACAUCUCUGUACUUGUGGGGGUGUUCAUUGGUAACAGAUCCUCUCCACUCCUUCCCUCCUGGAGCUUCCCAAAGAGGAAUAUCACCUUUACUUACCAGAUGGCUUUGACUCCGGUAGUUACCUCUGUGGAAGUAAAAAUGAUGAAUGAUAGCCUGUGGCUGGACAUAGAAGGAAUAAAUAUAACUGGUUCAGUGGCUAAGCUGGGAGACUCUGAAUGUGAGCUGGAGUUUCAAUCCGACAAUGAAUCCACAACCCUUUCUCAAUGCUCCUUCCCACUGAGCACUCUGGAACCUGGAAUCUAUCCCAUCAGAGUUCUCCAGAAGCAGCUGGGCUAUGCCAACGUGACGGCAGCACUGCAGAACUUUACAUUAGUCCCAGAGGUAAAGGCCAUAAUUCCAUCACAAGGUUCAGCUUGUGGUGGGCUGUUGUUCACUAUAUCCGGUCUUGCUCUAAAAUCCAGGAGGAAUUCAGUUCGUGUGAGCCUGACGGGUAACUAUACUUGUGAGAUCCACAGUGUGGAUUACAACAGGAUCAGCUGUGCUCUUCUUCCAAGGGAACCUCCUCUGGAUGACUGGUGGUUGCCUGAUGCAUCUCAAGCCCUUAAUGUCACAGUGACGGUAAAUGGAAUCCAGAGUGUCUGCCUCACAGACUGUGCACUCCACCUUCUGAAAGAGUGGACCCCUAAGGUAGAUGCUGUAGUCUGGGAGAUCAAUGGGACAUUGUCAUCUCUGCUGAUCAGAGGCCAGAGAUUAGCUUUGGCAACUGAUGAACUUGUGAUACAAGUGGACAACCGUGACCCUUGUAACGUAACUUUCUGGAAUGAGACCAGCAUACAAUGCCAGACAGGCAGCCUUUCCCCAGGGGAGCACAGCCUUUCUGUGUCCAACAGAAGAAGCGGGCAUGCUUGCUUCAGCAGGGACUCCCGUAUCUUCACCGUCAUUCCUUGGGUGCUCAAAUUUUACCCCCAAAAUUUCAGUACCAAUGGUGGGGGCCUUCUUGCCAUACAAGGGGCAGCACUGAAAGGAAGGAACAGCACUUCCGUUCUUGUUGGGAACCGACCCUGCCUCAUUACAGAUGUCAGCUAUGUGGUUCUCCGGUGCUCUGUUCCUCUGGGCAAUGGGAUCCAUGCUUUAGCUCUAGAAAUAGAUGGCAUCUUGUACCACCUUGGUGAAAUAAGUUACAGUGAAGAGUUCACCCCCAUUUUCCUUUUCCUUCUGCCUCCGGUGGGUCUCCUUUUAACAAUGACCGUGUCACGGAUCACGGGGGUGGAAAGCAUGCACAUUUCCAUUGGGGACUCCCCCUGCACCAACAUCACUGGCAAUCACACCACUUUGCAAUGCUCGGCUCCCCGGCUUCCUGCUGGAGAAUACCGGGUCCUCGGCGGCGACUUCCUCCGAGGCUGGGCUUCGUCAAACUUGACAUUCACCUCUCAGUUUACUGUCACAUCGACACGCAACAACUGGGGUGGCCUGGGUGGAGGGGCAGUGCACAUGCACGGCACUGGGUUUGCUCCAGGAAACACCUCCAUAACCAUCUGUGGCGCUCCCUGUGAAAUGCUAGGUGACACCACGACGACCGAUGUGAGCUGCCUGGCCCCGCGCUUGGACGCGUCCUUGGCCGUUCUCUGUGGCCUGACCCAUCCUUCAGAAGACUGCAAAGGAGCUGGGACCACAUACAUCCAGUGUGACGUCCAUAUCACAGCAGGAGCGUACAGCCUAGCAGGAGCCAGGCCUUACAUAUACCUGUGUGACGACGACUCUCUGCUGGAUAACAGGACAAAAGUCAACUCACCCCAGGCGCUUUUUGCUGGCCUCUUUUUCAGCCCUAAAGUGGAAAGAGAUGAAGUUCUCAUCUAUAAUAGCUCCUGUAACAUUACCAUGGAAACUGAGGCAGAGAUGGAGUGUGAGGGAGCUAAUCAGCCAAUUACCGCCAAGAUUACUGAGAUACGGAAAAACUGGGGCCAGAACACUCAGAGGCACCUACCCCUCCAAUUCUGCGGCCGAUGGUCUAAGAACUCCAGCUGGCUUGAUGGGCACCUGCCACAAGAUGGCGCUAAUGUCACGGUAGAAAGAGGCCAGACGCUGCUGCUGGAUACCACCACUGGCAUCCUCAACUUGCUGCAUGUCAAAGGUGGCAAGCUCUUGUUGGCUGGCCCUGGACCCAUAGAAAUCCAUGCUCAUUAUAUUCUGGUAUCCGAUGGCGGCAAAUUCCAGGUGGGGUCCCCAGAUAAACCUCUCCGUGACAAAGCACACAUCCAUCUCUAUGGAAGCUUUCAUUCUGCAACCUUCUUUCCAUAUGGGGCCAAAUUCCUGGCUGUGAGGAACGGGACCGUUUCCAUGCAUGGUUGGGUGCCAGAAGUGGUGUUCACACACCUGAAGUCAGCAGCUUGCGUUAAUGACUCUAGGAUAUUCCUAGAGGAGCCUGUCAACUGGCAGCCUGGGGAUGAAGUUAUUGUGAGUGGAACCGGUCCUGGAGAUACGUAUCGGCAAGAGGAAAUUGUCACAAUUGAGGCAGUGAACAACACUGAACUCUACCUUAGAUCACCUCUCAGGUACCCUCACAGCUCUGGAGAAGAGUGGGUGCAUGGGCAGCGCUUUGCUCUGAAAGCUGUUGUGGCAUUGCUUAGCAGGAGAAUUGUUGUCCGAGGAAACCUCACCAGAGAGAGGAUGUCCCACCUAAGGGAGUGUGCUGAAGCAGGUGUGUCAGGAGAUGCCUCGGCAUGUCUGUACAAGAGGAGCGAGAGGAUGCUAGGAUCCCGGGAUAUGGGGGCCGUUGUUAUUGUGCAGGCUUUCCAGGGUGAGGACAGUCACAUCCAUUUGGAAGGUGUUCAAUUCCAGCACGUGGGCCAAGCAUUCCAGCAGCAACUGAGCGCACUGACCAUUGCCGGGGAUGCCCGUAUGACUGAUUCUUACAUUUGCAGUUGCUCUGUGUGGGAUUCCUUUGGUCGGGGACUCAGUCUGUCAAGGACCUCAGAGCUAAGAGUGGACAAUAAUGUUUUCUAUAACAUUUUAGGUCAUGGGAUUCUACUGGGAGGGUGGUUGGAACAGGGGAAUAGAGUCAGGCACAACACAGUGAUUGGACUUUCUGGAACUGAUGGACUUUCCAACAUAGAAACGUUAUCACCAGCAGGGAUCUACAUCAGGGCUCCUGCUAACCAGAUAGAGGCUAAUACAGUGUGUGCCGCUGGUUAUGGCUAUUUCUUUCAUCUCUCGCCUGAGGGACCGUCACAAACUCCUCUUCUCGCCUUCAGUAAGAACACAGCCCAUUCCUGCACAAGGUAUGGUCUCCUGGUGUAUCCAGAAUACCAGCCCAAACGUGCAGAUGGCCUGGGCCCAGUUCUGUUCCAGAGCUUCACAGCCUGGAGAAAUCAAGGCGGUGCUCAGAUUUUUAGCAGCCGCAACCUGGAACUCCGAAAUUUCCAGAUCUAUGCUUGCAAAGAUUUUGGAAUUGACAUCGUAGAAAGCCUUGGAAGCACCACUGUUGCUAACAGCUUAUUACUUGGACACCUUGGUCAAAAGGACAGUAGCUGUAUGUCAGCAGGGCUGAAAACGCCCCAAAGGCACGAACUGUUGGUUUCCAAUACAUCUUUCAUGAACUUCGAUAUUAGCACCUGCACUGCAAUCAGCACCUGUUCUGGCUGUUACCAAGGCCAGGGUGGAUUUACAGUGAGAGCUGAACAGUUGGCAUUCCUGAAUUCACCCAACCAGGCAUCAUUCCCGUUUCCCCAUUCGGCCAUCCUCGAAGAUCUGGAUGGGUCCCUCACAGGACAGGAAGGAAGUCACCUUCUUGCUUCUAUGGACACACUUGCAGCUUCCUGCGUGGCCAGUGCUAACUUCAGUCACGCUGCUAGGGGGAGUGUUUGUGGAAGGAACGUUAUUUUUCACCGUAUGUCUAUUGGUUUAAAAGAGGCUCCAGACUUUCCUUAUAAUUUAACCGUGACUGAUAGUAAUAAUAAGACAACCAUAGUCCAUUACGUCUCUGAUACUUUAUCAAACCCCUAUGGUUGGAUGGCUCUGCUCUUGGACCAGGAGACUUACACUCUGACUUUUGGUAACCCUUUUGUCAGCAAACAACUGCAGUACUCGGCUACGUUCGAUAACUUCAUUGCUGGGAAUUACUUACUGGUGGAACAUGAGAACCUCCCAUCUUAUGUUGAGGUCAUGGUGUUCUGUGGGACAAGGCCUGGUCAGCUACUCCAGUCACUUCCUUCACAUGAUCAGAACAAGGGCUGUGACUGGUUUUUCAACAGCAAAUUGGGGAAGCUAACCUAUUUAGUUACAGGUGAAGACCUAGUCCAAGUAACACUCAAAGGAGAAGAAAGAAUCCCUCUACCUGCACCAGCUCCAGUUUCUCCUCCUGACAUCAUUUUGAAAUGGUCAUUCCCUGAAUCAUGGAGUGGAGUGAAAAAAGGCUGGGGUGGAUACAACCACAGCAUUCCCGCCCCUGGUGAGGAUGUCAUCAUCUUGCCUAACAGGACCAUCCUGGUGGAUACAACUCUUCCUCCUCUGAGAGGUCUCUAUAUACUGGGGACUCUGGAAUUCCCAGUCAACUCCAGCAAUGUCCUUAGUGCCACCUGUAUAGUGGUUGCAGGUGGUGAAUUGAAAGUGGGUACUUUUCAACAUCCCCUAGAAAGAGGAAUGAAGCUAUUGAUCCUUCUUCGGGCAUCUGAGGGAGUUUAUUGUGAUCGUUUGGAUGGAAUCAGUGUCCACCCAGGAACUUUUGGGGUUUAUGGGAAGGUGCAGAUUCAUAGUGCUUAUCCUAGGAAAUCCUGGACACAUCUUGGAAGUGACAUUGCACCUGGCAAUGAAAGGAUUUGGGUCGAGGAUGAAGUGGACUGGAGUCCUGGUGGAAACAUUGUCAUCAGUUCCUCCUCCUAUGACGCUCACCAAGCUGAGGUGGUCACCCUUAAAGAAAUAAAUGGUCACAGCAUUAGAUUCCAGGAACGUCUCCUCCACAGGCAUAUUGGGCGUUCCCAUAGCAUAGAAGAUGGCAGACGUGUUCCGUUGGCUGCUGAGGUUGGGCUCCUAACACGCAACAUACAGAUUAAGUCAGACAUGGCUUGCUCUGGGAGGCUUCUGGUGGGACGCUUCAGAAAUACCAGUGGAACGGAAUUUGCAGGUGACCUUCGGCUCUCAAACAUUGAAAUUCUGAACUUUGGACCAUCACAGCUUCCUGCCAUUGGCUUCAGUAACAUAGCUUUGGGAUCCUCAAUUAUCUCUUCCAGCAUUCACCAUAGCUGUGGGGGUGGCAUUCAAGCAGUGACAAGCAGUGGAAUCUCAUUGCGUGACAACGUGGUGUUCAACACGGUUGGCCCUGGCUUUGACUUGGAAGGCCAAACCCAUUCUCUCAUCAGGAACCUUAUCAUUCUCAGCAAGCAGCCAGAGGGGUUACCAGACUGGGUUGCUGGCAUCAAAGUGAACAAAAUAGAUGGCUCUUACCUGCUUGGCAAUGUCGUGGCAGGUUCGGAGCGUAUAGCCUUCCACAUCAGAGGUCAUGAAUGCUUCCUAGCUGGAGAGUAUUGUGCUGAAAAUGUGGCCCAUUCAAGCCUUCAUGGUGUUCAUUUAUACAGAGGAGAUGGGUUUCAAAACUGCACCAGAAUCACUGGUUUUCUGUCCUACAAGAAUUACGACUAUGGAGUCAUGUUCCAGCUUGAAAGCAGUGUAGUGAUGGACAAUAUGAUGCUAGUAGACAAUGCUGUGGGUGUUCUGCCAGUGGUGUACAGCCCAUCUGCUAAGCAGUAUUGUUUGGGGAAAAAAUACAUAGAACUUAGAAACUCUGUCAUUAUUGCAACAAGCUCAACUUUUGACUGCAUUAAAGACAGGAUCAUGCCCCUUUCAGCUAACUUGACUUCCAGGGAUCGAGCUCCAUAUUAUCCUCAGAGAGGUCGCAUUGGGAUUCUGUGGCCUUCAUUUGCCUCUGAACCAAGCCAGCGGCCUGAUAAUCCAUGGCACAAAAUAAGAAAUUAUGCAGCAGUAUCAGGGAUCAUGAAGCUACAAGAAGUCACCUUUACUGGUUUUACGAAGAGUUGCUAUAGUGACGACAGAGAUGUCUGCAUUAUGUCAAAUCCUGACAGCGUGGGCAUCAUGUACCCAAUCACAGCAGAGAUGACAAGGAUGUUACGUGUCCAUGAGCAGAAUAAGUUCUACUUUCAUACACUGGAAACAAGUAUCAAUGGAUCCAAGGACUUUGAAUAUCUUGAGAUGAGAUGUGAAGGCUCAAGAAAGGCUCUCUUCAAGGAUCUGGAUGGAAGUGCCCUGGGCCUACAGCCACCUGUGUCAGUUUUCCCAAAGUCUAAGUCUGAAUGGACAGAGUCCUGUUUGCAUGCUGGCAUUUACAGAGAAGACACAAAGUGCAUCUACAGGCCCUCUACGCAAGGCUACUUCUGCAAAGACACAGACCAUGCACUCGUGAUCCUAGAAAGCUUGGACACUGAAGCAGACGGAAGGAGGUCGUCUCCAGUGGUAUCGGUGACUGGCAGUUUUGUGGAGGCUUUCAGUAGUGGAGUUUCACGUGUAUCUUGCUGUCCUUCAGAACAUCCACCAGCUUUCUAUUCGGUCUUGCCAUCCAACAAGCUGACUAAGGUUUGCUUCACUGGUCUAACGCCUCCGAGCUUAAGACUCCGCCUCAUCAGUGGUCAAAAUUCUACCAGACUUCUCAUAGCCAUCUUCUACGAUGAACCCCGUAGCCUUCACGUUUUCAUGAACGGGAAUUACAUUCCACUAGCCUCAUCUUCUUCCAGCGCUUUCUUAACUAACGCCAUGGCAGGCGCCCACUCCUUCAGCUUUGAGAGCAACCUUCUCUACAUCCUCCUUCAUGGAGAUGACCCCAUAGAAAUAUACACCAGCUUUUCCCUUCACGCUGCUUUUACCAUUGCUGAGACCAUUGGAGAGGAGGGUCAGAGAAAGGUGGUCCAUUGCCUGGCUGAUUUCUUGCAGAUUGGACGGGACUAUGUCAGAAUAGUUCAGAGUGUGUCAGGGAGCGAGAGCACGUUAAAGGUUAUCUCAGACAAUGCUGGCAAGAGGACACGUGAGUGCCCUUCCAUGACACCUUGUACAGCCUUUUCUAGCAGGGCUGGCUGGGAGAAAACCCAGACAGGAGCAGCAAGCGUUUGGGUUCUGCAGUCUUCUCAUGCGGCUACCCCAUUGAGAGUGCUGAUCAUUGAAAUUGGAGAGCCACCAGGCCUUUUCAGAAAUAAGCUUGUUCCCUCCUUGUUGAGCGACAGGUUGAAGAGCUUGGCCAGCACUGUUAUCAACGCUCAGCAGACUGGGGAUCUUCAGCGUGUCCUGGAGUUACCAAUUGAUACUUUAAUGGUGACACAGUCUGCUUUGUCAUCGCCACUAGGGGGCAGUGCUGGAAAUGGAAGCAGUCUAACUCCUGGAGGCUGCCUGUAUGUGAGGCCCUAUAAUAUCUCUGUCCUGGUACAGCCCUCUGAUGGAGAAAUGGAGAAAGAGCUUCCUGAACAGCCACAAAUUAUUUUUUUGGAUAAGCAGGGUCGGAGAGUUGAGGCAUUAGGUCUGCCCUCAGAGCCAUGGGUCAUGACAGCCUGUCUCAAGGGCUCUUCGGAGGCUGUGUUGAAAGGGCACACCAGAGUAGAGGUUCGAGAUGGACGGGCUAGCUUUACGAACCUGGCAAUCUCCAAUUCAGGCUCAAACUGGUACCUCAUUUUCACUGUUAUUUCACCUCCAGGUGCUGACUUCACUGUUGAGUCCCAGCCAUUUACCAUCUUCCCUAUCCCCAAGGGAGAGAAAUCCAUCACGGUCCUUGCUGCUGUGCUGGGCUCAGUGGCUUCAGUGCUAGUUAUGGGUCUUCUUGUAUUCUGCUGCUCCAAGAAAAACAAAAGUUUCAAAACAAAGAUUGAACAGGCUAAUGUACCACAAGCAAAGAGCAAUAUGAAAUCCUCCCAGAUCCCGCCACAGCAGCGUUCAACUCGUGCCAAUCUGCACCAGGCCCGGGAAGAGAACAAAAGAGACAUUGCUGGGAUAGAAGGAGAUACGGAAGCAAAUGGAGUACCAGGAAACACAGCGAGACAGAUAAAGGAGUUGCACCAAGAGACGGUUAAAGCCAUGUCAAUGCGGAAGAUAAGUACUGUUGAACAUAAAAGGAAGAGUAGAGAGAACUUAUCCAUGACUAGGAAACAUGACAGCAGACGUCCAUUACAUGGAAGAACAGCUCUGUGGGGUUCUCUGGAACUUCAGCAGCAUGGCGCCAAGGAGUUCUGUGACUGGAAGGAUACCCAUCAGCAGCUGUUUGCUUGCACCCGCGGAAAAGAGAUGGGAGGAGGGGAACCUGUGCCCCAGAAUGUGAACAGAGAGAGGCAGGAGACUGCUGUGGGAUCUUGA
Emys orbicularis (European pond turtle) is the source of this 12153-nucleotide messenger RNA. It is a transcript of the gene PKHD1, whose product is annotated as PKHD1 ciliary IPT domain containing fibrocystin/polyductin. Lineage: Eukaryota; Metazoa; Chordata; Testudines; Emydidae. The transcript is spliced from 65 exons. Bases 1 to 12153 code for a protein of 4050 amino acids. The record is from RefSeq and is a predicted model, not a curated record.